UGUGUGAGAGGAGCUCAGGGAAGUCGCUGGGUCUCUCCAGAGCGCUGCGAAUAAACAUGGCGGAGACCGUUCGCUCGCAGUUUGACCGCCGGGAGCCUCUGGCGCUGGACAGGGACAGAGACGGAGAAGCCAGCAAGCCACCGCUGCCGCCGACGCCUCGGGGACGGGGUUGCAGUCGGAAGAGAAAGGGCACGCCGGUGAAAGUGUGUGAUAGAGUCUUUGCCACAGAAGACGAUGAGGAGAACACGUUGGAGCACGGCUACGGACCAGGUAAUGGUCAAGAAAGAACAGAGAACAAACACAGAUCUGGUCCAUACUGCACCGCUGAAUCUGCUCAAGCCUGUCAUGCUGAGACGGGGGAGCAGAGCUCCAGCAGCGGGAGGGGAGCUGUUCUCUACCCGCCGCCCAACUGCCGCAUCCGGGAAGUGCACUGUGGCAGUCAGGUGCGUCUCGUCGUCGUCGCGAUUCGCGACAUCACCAAAGGCGAGGAGAUCACCGUCGACUACAAUCCGAGCGAGUGGGGGGAAAACGCCAUGACGAGGGGUUUACCUGGCUCAGUGCCUGCUGCAGCGAGCGAGCCAUCUCCUGACCAGGAGAAGAACAUUAAGAAGGAGGAGGAGUCUGGGUCUGGUCCCGUAUCAGAUUUUGUCACUCCGUCCUGGUCUCUUUCUCCUAAAUCCUCUCAGCUCUCUCACUCUGAGCUCAGCGACUCUGAUGACGCAGAACCGCGCAGCCGGACGCCUCGUCGCCGCAAAAAGCAUCGCAAACUGUCCUCUUCUGCUGCGGCGAACACUAACGCUAACUCUAACGACAAGAGGAAACCGCCUCAUCCCCCGCCUCACCGGCCACCGGGCCGACCUCCGUCGCAGCCUCUGCCGCACUCGCUGCCCUCGUGUCCCCCGCAGCCUCCUGCCCCCUCCAGGCCUGUGUUUAAAUGCCCCGCCCCCGCCGGGGUAGGGGGCAGCACCGUUAACGUCGGCGGCGGUCGAGGCGUGAGCCCCGUGACGCAGAAGCAGUGCUGUGUGUACUGUGGUCGCCAUUACCGCUCUCUCCAGCGCCAUCUAGACAAACAUCACGCCCACCAACCAGACGUGCGUGCAGCCAUGUUAAAAUCACAAGGCUCCGCCCACCUGCCUCAUCUCCAUGCCUCUCUGCCUUCCUCCUCCUCCUCGUCAUCCUCUGCCUCAGGUCACAAUCGCAACCACAGAGACGCCAUCGUUAUACCCACACAACAGUCUCCGGCCCCUCCUCCUCCUCCUCCUCCUCCUCCUCAAUCUGUUUCUCCAGCCAGAAAAAACCCUGCUCUCACAAGCCCCUCCCCUCGCAAAAGCCCCGCCCCUCCUCCACCCACGACACCCCCCAGAAGGGGCGGAGGUGUCCCUGUGUCGGUGCUGAAGAGAAGUCCACCCACUCCGGUGACUCCGCCCAGGAAAGCAGGACGCAAAAAGAAAGAGACAGAAGAGCUGGACGUGAUGGAGAAGAUGAAAGAGGAGUUUGUUGAGGUGUUGAAGCAGGUAGAAGACCCUAAAGUGGAGGAGGAAGAGAAUGAGGAAGAGGGAGAGGAAGAUGACGACAGCAGUGCAGAGGACAAGAGUGACCUGUCCAGUUCUCGCCGUCCGCACAUGCUGCCGCUGCUGUCGUCGCUCUCAUCCCUCGUGCUGUACCUGCGGCGUCUCCAGCACUCAGCCUUCAUCUCUCUCUCACGCUCCCCUCAGUCAGCUGAAGCCUGGCGUCUGCUCUGCCACUCCAGCCUGGCGCUUCUGAUCCUCUACAACCGCCGCCGCGAGUGCGAGGUCUCCAAACUCACCAUCUCCGAAUACCAGGCUCGGGUGACCCCUCAGUCCUCGGCUCCGUUGCCCCCCAGCGCUCUUACACCCCUCGAAGCCUCCCUUUCCCCCUUCGAGAGACUCGUGCUGCCCCAUCUCCCUCGAGUGGGCGUCCAGGGCAAACGAGGGCGAGUGCAGCCCCUGAUUCUGCCCCCUCACUCUGAACAUUGCUUAGAGCUUCUCUUACAGACGAGGGCAGGAGUCGGGGUGGAUCCUCAGAACCCGUAUGUGUUUGCUCGGCCAUACCAUUCUCCCGCCACCCCUCUGAGAGGCACCGACCUGCUCCGAAAUCUGGCCAAAUCGAGCGGGACGCGCCACCCGAGGGCACUGACGCAAACACGCGUGCGCAGACAAGUCGCAAUUCUUACCCAGUUACUGAUGCUGAGCGAAGGCGAAGAGGAGGGACAGCGCGGAGCCGCGCAGCAGAGACUAGAGAACUUCCUCCAGAAGGAGUACCAUGUGACCCAGAGCUGCGCUACUAUUGGCCAGGAUCCGGGGCUCAUGGGACUGAUCGGGCGCGUGGUGCUGUGUGGGGAGAGAGACGGUGUACUGUUCCGGGGAAUGAGUCUCCAUCACAUCUGUCUAGAGCUGGAUGUGAUGUCGGGGAAUUCUGCGGAUUCGUUGUCGGAGGAAUCAGACGGAGAGCAGGAGAAGGACAAGAGCGAGUCUCCUACCAUCAUGAUGAAAAAGUCCUCCAGCAGCACCAAACCCCCUCGGCUCAAGAAGAUGGGCGCCUCUCCCUUCUCUCCCAACCGCAAGAGGGGUUCAGGACAGCCCAAACCAGGUAAGCGCGGCGUCCUGAAGCGUCCGUGGUCCGAGGCGGAGCGGGCGGCGGUGGAGUCCCACCUGGUGCGGAACAUCAUGGAGCUGCGCGUCCCCGCUAAAGCGGACUGCGAGCGCUGUCUGGAGCAGUGUCCGCUCCUGGUCACCAACCGCAGGGACUGGAGAGCCAUCAAGUUCUACUGCCACAACCGCAUCCAACUGCUGAAAAAAACCCAGCAGAGACAGAGCCCGCCCACCCUGUCCGUCUGCUGAGACGGCCAAUCACAAAGCCCGCUAGGGAAAAGUAGGAGGAGUCAGAGGUAGGGAGAGAACGUGAGGAUUUCUUUAAACCAGACUAAAGCUGUACAGAUAUGAAGGCGUUUCCUGUUCAUGCACAAUCACCAGAUAUUUUUUAGUUUAGGCUGGAAGACUCGAACCGUCAGCGAUUCUGCACAUAGAAACAGAAAUUUAUUAUUAUUAUUAUUAUUAUUAUUAUUAUUAUUAUUAUUAUUAUUAUUAUUAUUCUGAUUGGUUUAUUCUCCUUCUCAUGUUAAUUUAUGAGGAUUUGGGCGAAAUGGAAAAUGUAUCCUGUCAAUAUCGUGAUAUUUCUGAACACCGUGAUACAUCACGUGUAUCACAAUAUUUAGUUUUUAACUAAAAAAAAACAUCUUUCUGAACAUCUGUACGUGCUUUUUUUUAUUAUCUAAAUCUUUAUCGAGGAUAAACCUGCACACCCUGUACUCGAUACUCAGGUGUAUCGUGAUGUUCAUAUAUCACAAUAUCGAUAUCAGACGAUCAUAUUGUCCAGCCCUAAUAUAUAUAUAUAUAUAUAUACACACAGAACAACACUAAGUUCUCUAGUUGUCCCUGAGGUCAGCUUCUACUAUUUAUCCGACAGAUUUGAACGUUUCAGUGGCGCUCGUUCCUCGCGAGCGACACACUGCGCCGUCUGUCUUCAUCAAAUCAUCAGAGCCGCUUUGUUUUCACGCAGAAAUUAAAAAAAAAAUUUUUUUUAAGUGUCAAGUUUGCAGCGUAUUCGACACAUUUCCUUCUAAAGCGUACACUCGACCUUUUCGAGAAAAGAAGAGCCACGCAU
Pangasianodon hypophthalmus (striped catfish) is the source of this 3684-nucleotide messenger RNA. RefSeq lists its product as uncharacterized. Lineage: Eukaryota; Metazoa; Chordata; Actinopteri; Siluriformes; Pangasiidae. Gene Ontology annotation, molecular function: protein binding. The record is from RefSeq and is a predicted model, not a curated record. The coding region runs from base 57 to 2861 and encodes 934 amino acids. The transcript is spliced from 9 exons.